Molecule: messenger RNA, 3474 nt
Organism: Leptomonas pyrrhocoris
Lineage: Eukaryota; Euglenozoa; Kinetoplastea; Trypanosomatida; Trypanosomatidae
Exons: 1
Coding region: 526-3474 (982 amino acids)
Biological process (GO): regulation of autophagosome maturation; endosome to lysosome transport; endosomal transport
Cellular component (GO): late endosome; endolysosome membrane
Source: RefSeq, a predicted model, not a curated record
AGCACCUUUUCCUUUCCUGUUCUCUAACCAUCACGUUCUUAGCAGCGUGUCUCUUUUGCCAAUAUUAUCCUCUCUGAACGUCUAAUGGCCGUUGACACAACGGUCAUUGAAUAGCUCCUCAGCAUCAAGCAUCCUUGGUGGCCCUCUACCUGCUCCGCUUCUUCUUCCUCUUCAGAACCCCUCAGUAUCCUUUGUUUGGUUGUUUUCGUUGCUUUUCAUUCAUUACUGCAUAGUUUUCUCUUCUUUCUCUUUUCGACAAGCUUUACACUUUACAGCUCCGUCUGCACUUUUCAAAGUUUCGUGGAAGUAUAUUUUUAUAGUAGGUGACCACCGUGAGAGGAAAGCCGACGAGAUAGUUCGCAACACCCUUUUGCACAGCUUUUUUCUUCUUCCUUUUGUAUACAACGUACGUGUGUACGCAUCGGGUUUGUUUGUCUUCUCAUGUUUGAAUGAGUAUCUCACAGUACAAGGCAUAUCAUUUUGCUCUCCUCAAAAGAAAAGAAAAAAGGGCCAACAUCAUACAGCAUGGACAAGCUGAAGGAAACGCUUGGAAUACGCGAGAAGUUCUCCCUAGAGAAUGCGCAGUACCUGUGCGAUGAGGUGGAGCGCAUAGAGGAGCUCGCUCUGGGCGACGAGGCGGGGCAGCGCGAGUCGAAAGUGCUAGAGGCUUCAUUGCAGUCGAUUCGAUCCCUCACCGAGGUGCUCGUGUGGAUGGACCGCAACAAGGAGGACUGGUUCGAGCGCGUCAUGGAGCGAGAUGUAAUCAACAUAUUGGAGCGUCUCGUCACCAACGGUCUUAUGCCGUCCGCCAUCAAACUCCAAAGUCUGCAGAGCAUCACGGUGAUGCUGCAGAAUCUAUCUCGCACCUCCUCCAUUUACUAUGUGUGCAGCAACAAUCACAUUAACCGCAUGGUUGCCGUCGAGUUCGACAUGCACGACGACGAGUUUGUGUCGCUUUACGUGUCCUUUCUCAAAACCCUUGCCCUGCGGUGCACACCAGACACGGUCCAAUUUUUCUUCGACCUGCAAGACAAUGCCUUCCCUUUGUGGGACCGCGCGCUGCGUCUGCUUGGAUCAGACGACGCGAUGGUGCGCACUGCCGCCAAGCAGAUCAUCGUUACCAUCGCCCAGCUGCAGGACAGCGCCGUCUCGGGCUUUGUGCAGCACUCCAUCGCCGACGUCUUUCUGAGUGUCAUGCGUAAUGUUGAUCAGCAGCUGACGCAGCUGGCGGCUGACAUCCCUGCCCACGCUUCUCUCCAGAGGUUCGUCCACUCUGCGCACACGUGCAACGCACAUGCAACAGCAGCAGCAGCAUCCGGAGGCGGCCCUCAGCUCUCACACUCCCCUUCAUCUCCACCCCUUUCGUUGUCAGCGCACCCGCAGCAAACGCAAGCGCCAGCCGUCAAGACGCGUGUGCUGACGCUGCGGCUGGAGGUGAUCGAGGACGAGCUUCUGUAUCUCAACGACGUGUGCCGCACGCCGGUAGCAAAUGCGGGGAGUCAGGCAGCGACAGUAGCGCAGCGCCUCUUUCUGUCUCGCUUUCAGCGCAUUAUCGUGCAAGAGACGAGGGCUGCGGCGGCGGCCUCUGCGUACUCGCCGUCCGCAGCGCCAACAGGAGAGAAGAGACCGCUGACGACGUCCAUCGCCGCCUUCGCCUCCAGCGCCAGCGAUAUCCCGGCCUCCGUCGUGCUCGCCUUCCUCCUUUACUGGAUCCAAAUCAACACCGAUUUGCAGGUAUGUGCAGCGCUGAUGGGGUUUCUCGUGCAUCCCAUAGAAGCGACACCCGCUUCUGCCGCACCGGACGUCUCCACCUCUAUCGCAGGGCUCGUCCUGCAAUCCGCACGCGUCGACUUGCACGAGGCGGUCACCGCCAUUUUUGGGCACGCCUUGGUGCAGUGCGCCAUCGCGCCGUCACCGGCGCACGUCGAGGCGAUGCGCGCUACUGUACUGCCUUCCCCGCUACGCUUUCCCACCUCACUCUCGCAGUUUUUCUACGCCGAGACGCCCUACCAGCUGACGGGGCAGGUGCUCGUCGGCGGUCCCAAUAGCACGCUGCCGCCGCCGAAAGAGAAGUUUGUGCAAAAGGCGUGGAUAGGUGGGAGUGGUGGUGGUGAUGCCAACAUGCGACGUCCUUCUUCCGCAGCCGCCCCGCCGGAGGUGCUCUCCGUGCUCAUCCCAAACAUCUUCGCCGCCCUUCACACGCAGCUUCGAUACUUCCACGUCACGCGCCUCAGCUGCUUCUCCAGCACACUCUCCCUGCUCGUGAAACUUCUCCCAGUUGAGGAACGCGCAGAGCGACGGGUGACGUGUGCGAAGGUGCUAGAGACAGCCUUUUUAGAACUGAUGAAGCUCAUUCAACGAGUUUUGUUAGAGGGUGUGAAGCAGUACGCGUCUGCGAUACAAAAUAUCGUCCGCGCGCAGCAGAACGCAGAUGGCGAGGUGCCGCUAUCCCGCAUCACCUUCGAGGACCUCCAGGACACAACCGGCGAGGAGGCUCCUUUGCCCAUUCGCGACCCCUACGCAGUGAUGUUCCUUAAGCUUCGCGAGGCAGCACAGUGGUUGGACGCCGACGUGCCGGAUCGCAGGGCCAUCUUAUCCGCUACCCACACCAAAGACGAUGUGUACCUGUUCUACCCGGCGUACCCCACCCUCGAUGAAGAAACGUGCGACCUGGUGCUGAAUGUGUGGCCACCACUACAGCCGCUGCAACACUACCACGGCCAGCCACAACCUUUUCGCCACGAACUCGCAAAUGCGUAUCGCGACGUGCAGGUCAGCGUGACGCGCGCCUUUCCUCUUUCGCAGCGCUCUCCUGUGGCUGUGUCCGAGUGCGAGCUCAACCUAUAUGUGAUGUUCCUCCUGGCGAAGCACUUCUUUGAGUCGUGUGCGUUGGCCGACUACAGCAGCCCCCACAAUGAAUCGAAUCCUAAUGUGCGGAAGGUGGACAUUCUCCGCCAAACGCUGCGCCGGCUGUGUCCACAGCGGGGCCCGUCGCACUACUUCACACUUUCGCCGUCGGCGGUGAGCCUUUCCGUGCGCUGCGAGCUGACGAGCGAGUGGCACGGCAACGCCAACGAGGCAAGCUUUGCCGCGCUGGGCACCCCGCUCUGUCUUGUCCUUCCAUCCGCCCUCACCGGGGAGGGCGGGCGGGAGCUUCUUCUGCUCGACGCGCGCGACAACGCACCGCCGCAGAUUCGUGCGCUAGAGUUGAACAGCGGGGAGUGCAAGCGGCGGGUCUUGUUGAGUCUGGAUCUGCCCUUCGUGGGCAUCGCUCUGCACCCCAAGUACUCGUUCAAGGUUGUUAUUUCGUAUCAGAUGGCCGGGCGUGCGAUGCUGCUGCAUGUGGUCCUGUGCGACGCUGCCACGGCGAAGACGGUGGUGCUGGAGGUGGAGAAGGCGGCGAAUGAGUGCCGCGCACGCGGUGCAUCGUUUUGCUUUGGUAUUAUGAACUACCGAAGUGCGCUUUUGGAUUAA